UGCUAUUUGGAUGAUUUGCAGGGAUUGACGUCUACCUGGAACCUGUGAGCAGAACAAUGAAGCUCUACCUACUGCUGACAUUUCUGGUGGAGCUGAUGUGUGUCGAUGGGGCAAACGUGACACAGUCUCCUGCAGUCAUAGCCACAAGUAAGCCAGGAAUAUGUCCGGUGCUGGGUGAUUUUACGCUGGAGAUUUGCUUCAAAAAAUGCAACAAUGACUUUGAAUGUGAUGGCGUUCGCAAAUGUUGUAAGACCUCGUGUAAUGGAUUUCAGUGCCAAAUCCCAGACGAAAAACCAGGCGCUUGCCCUCCUUUUCAGAAUAUCAAUGGGACAACAUGUGACCCAAGCGUUCAUUGCACCUCUGAUAACAAAUGUGAGGGGGAACAGAAGUGCUGUCCUGACGGAUGCAAUCGCACAUCAUGCCAGAACCCAGUAUGAAAUACACAAUGGAAGAAACAAAGAACAGAUUAAGGAUGAAGAACUGCAGAACCACCUUUCUUUUCUAGAGACUUGCAAAUGAACAUUUCUGACUAAUUCUACCCCACCAGGGCCUAUAUUUACUUUCCUACAUCUCUUGUACAUUGUAAUUUAAGAAUAUUAAAAGAAGACUUGGUUUACCCCACGGAGUAGAAUCCAACAAUACUGACGACAUUCU
Messenger RNA from Hyla sarda, 654 nucleotides. RefSeq names its product WAP four-disulfide core domain protein 2-like. The transcript has 4 exons. NCBI's taxonomy places the organism in Eukaryota, Metazoa, Chordata, Amphibia, Anura, Hylidae. The record is from RefSeq and is a predicted model, not a curated record. Bases 57 to 437 code for a protein of 126 amino acids. Gene Ontology annotation, cellular component: extracellular region. Gene Ontology annotation, molecular function: peptidase inhibitor activity.